GCGAGAGAAGGUGUGCUGUUUGAGAGUGUGAGAAGGGGCAAGAGGAGUGUUCGUCCAAACGUCAGGAGAGAGCGGACCCCUCUUGAGAUUCUACUGACACCCCUUCCUCCGGCAUGGCGAACAUCACAUCUGCCCAAUGGCAGGCCAUGCUGGAUACAGCGGAUGAGAGCCAGAAACCAUUCUUUCAAAAACUGUAUGAUGAUGUCGCGCAGAGAGAAAGGGAGGCAGUGGCAGCAGCUAGAGCCGUCGACAUUGCUGAUCAGGUGGCUCUCCGGAUCCCGGAAGCUAACGCUGACCGGUUCCGGGAGGAACUAGCUGCUGCUGUAGCAGCCUUGGUCCGACUGCGGACCUUGGAAGACUUUGAGUCUCGUAUGACAACACUUGAGCAGCGGAACGAAGAGCUGCAGGCUAAGGUAAUUAGCCUUGAACAGUCCCAGCUGUCUGCCUCCCGCCCUCCUAACCCUCGAUCUGCUGUAAUCCCAGUCUCUCAGCCCAACACAACCCUCGUUCCAAGGGCCAGUGGAACUGCGGUAAGUGCAGGAACCGGAGCAAGCUCCUCAAGCGGCAGCACCGGUAGUUCUGCACUGAUCGCAGUCCCAAAUGCAGGGACUUCAGCCCAAAACGCCACAGUCCUUGCUGGCGUUCAGAAUAGCGGUCCCGUGGUGGACAAGCGGGCGGCCACGCUGCCGACCAAGUAUGACGGGAAGGCUGACAUCACCUCUUGGAUUAGUUCCAUGCGGUCAUACUUCGAGGUCAUGCGGACACCGCAAGAGGACCGAAUUAUGAUCAUGGGAACUAAUACAGAGCCUGCCGUACGAAACCACAUUGAGCUCCAAGCUGUUGCUGCAGGCUAUGCACACAUAGACCUGACUAAUUGGCUGAAGGUCACCCCUGUUCGCACCCUUGAGGAUCUUCUCCUUGACCGGUAUCAGGAUAAACAUGCUGCGCUCAAGGCUAGAUUGAAGCUUGAGGCCCUCAAGGGCCAAACAUGGAGGUCAUCCAUGCAGGCUUUGGAACAGCAUCUGACUGGUUUAUUCACGACUCCGGAUCUAGGAAUGACUGACGUGUCUUGCAUGGAUGUAGUCAUGGGAGUGGCCCCUAAAGAAUACUUCUCCCUGCUAGCACUCAAGGACCAUGCUACCUGGCGAGAGCUCAUGAAGGACCUAGUCGACCUAGAGGCCAAGGACCUUGCCGCCUGCAAGAAGGCGCCCGCUGCAGGUGGGAAACCACAAUGCAAGCGGUUUGGAGGCAGCAACCAGCUCGCACUGCAUGAUCAUCGGGAGACUGACGAUCAGUCCUAUGCGGAUGAUCUGCCUCUAGAUGACGAUCUAGAGCCGGACUCCGAUACGGGCUGAUUGCUAUCGUCUUCAGGGAAACAGGCAAGGGGCGUAGAGGAGUCAUCAGCACUCUCUACAACAAGAGAAGUUGAGCAGUCAGUUGCAGGCCCCUCCGAGGAGCCUGGAUUUGAUCAGCAGCGUGCUCUUGAAGCCCAAACUAACGCUGAUCCCAAGGCUGAGACAGUCCAAGUGUUAUACACUGAGCCUUGGGAGGAGUCUAAAGAGGUCGACCUCCACGCCCACAUGGAGCAUUGGCUGCAGCUCAAGCAGCAACGCCGUGUCCAAGGGAGCGUGGAGCUGACUUUCUUUAAACUGCUCAUUAACCGUCGAUACAUUCGCGUGCUGAUUGACAGUGGUUCGACCACUAACUUCUUCUCUCUGAACGGGAUUCGUAAGGCGGGCCUGGGUAUGAAGCAAGUGGAACUGCAGAACCCUUGCCGGACUCAGGUGGGCAACCAAGAGGUUGUCACUUCCACUCAUGCUGUCAAAGGUGUGCGCAUCACCUUUGACAAAGACCGCACUGUCACACACGAGCUGAAUUUCUAUGUUUUGGACAAGUGUCCUUUCGACGCGGUCAUUGGCUUGGGCUGGCUAAAGGCUCAUUGCCUAAGGACCACGUGGGCGGACAAUCAGUUCGUGGUACUUGAUGCCAAGGGGAACGAGCGUACCGUCUUACUAGAUGAGACGCGCGAGUCCCCUGUGACUCUUCUAAGUGCUAACAAAUUCUGCAGAGAAGAAGAAAAAGAGGAAGAAGAUGAAGAAGAAGAAGAAGAGGAGGAAGAGGAGGAAGAGGAGGAGGAGGAGAAGAAGAAGAAGGAGAAGAGGAUGAGGAGGGAAAAAGAUGAAGAAGAAGAGGACGAGGAGAACAAGAAGAAGAGGAGGAGGAGGGGAAAAGAUGAUGAGGACGAGGACAAGGAGGAGGAAGAGAAGAAGAAGAAGAAGAAGAAGAAGAAGAGGAGGAAGGAGGAGGAGGAGGAGGAGAAGACGAAGACGAAGAAGAAGAGGAGGAGGAGGAGGAGGAGAAGAAGAAGAAGAAGAAGAGGAGGAGGAGGAGGAGGGGCGCUGGUGGACUUACCUUCGCGGCUAUGGGGGGCAGUUGCAACGAAGCGGGAUGGCGGGGCAAAGCAGCUGCAGAGAGAGGUCGGUAGCGGGCUCGAGACGGGGCGCUGGCGCUUGUCGCGUGGUGGGAGCACACGACGUCGAUGCGCAUGCAGAAAGGCGCGACGUCAACGUCGUGUGUUUCUUGCUGUAGCAUGGGGCAGGCGGGGCGGAGGGGCAGAGGCAGCCCUGGACCGGCCUGAAAACACGACAAUGGAAAAGGAACCUUGCUGCUCUGGUCAUUGCCAAGGCUGCAGAGGAGCCCACAAGCACAAUGCUGUCAGUCGACUUGCUGAAGGAUAGCCCUCGUGUUGCUCCUCAGGAGAAAGAAACCUUUGCUGAACCUUCUCCAGAACUUUCUCCAGAACUUUCUCCAGAACCUACCCGAAGGGAUCGAGGAAUGGCGCAGUAUGAGUCGGUAUGAAGUACCACGAACCCUUCCCUUUUUUUUUUUUCUUUUUUUUUUUCAGAGUUCAGACUUUAAAUGAAGAUAGACAUGAUAC
Messenger RNA from Chara braunii, 2938 nucleotides. The record is from the annotation of a GenBank genome assembly. NCBI's taxonomy places the organism in Eukaryota, Viridiplantae, Streptophyta, Charophyceae, Charales, Characeae.